Molecule: messenger RNA, 2334 nt
Organism: Lytechinus pictus (painted urchin)
Lineage: Eukaryota; Metazoa; Echinodermata; Echinoidea; Temnopleuroida; Toxopneustidae
Product: NADH-ubiquinone oxidoreductase subunit 8-like
Exons: 6
Coding region: 294-923 (209 amino acids)
Biological process (GO): mitochondrial electron transport, NADH to ubiquinone; mitochondrial respiratory chain complex I assembly
Cellular component (GO): membrane
Molecular function (GO): 4 iron, 4 sulfur cluster binding; NADH dehydrogenase activity
Source: RefSeq, a predicted model, not a curated record
AAUUGGAGGGGCUUGACAGGCGAGGUGGCGCUUGCUGGAGUGAGUGGUGGACUAGACUAAUCAUUUACGUCGAAAUACAAGUAGGCCUAUUCUAACGGCCCUACUACCGAAAUUAAGAAUGAUUAAAUGCAUUAAACCAUGACAGAUAUAUGAAGAUUCCAUAUUUUCACACUUACAUAGUUACAUUUACAGAACUUUAUACACUCACCUAACGUUAGAAAAGCAAAGCCAGCGACCAGCGACAUGUGCGCGCCAUCUGCGUCUGAUCUCGGAGAAUAAUUGGUCUAGAAAAAAUGGCGACUUUUCGACUGGUUUCUCAAAUUUCAAGAACGGGCUCUUUGGCUGUUUUAUAUGAUGCAGUAAAGCCAGUGACAUAUGCAUCUGCAAGGUCAUGCUAUAAAUAUGUUAAUGCCACGGAGAAGGGCGAUUCUUUCAAAGAGAUCACUGAUCGAGCCGCAUCAACAUUAUUCUUCACUGAGCUGACGAGAGGCCUGGCUAUGACAUUAAGCUACUUGUUUCGUGAACCUGCCACCAUCAAUUAUCCCUUUGAGAAGGGACCUCUAAGCCCUCGGUUCAGAGGAGAGCAUGCAUUGAGAAGGUACCCAUCUGGAGAGGAGCGAUGCAUCGCCUGCAAGCUGUGUGAAGCUGUUUGCCCUGCUCAGGCAAUCACAAUUGAAGCUGAACCAAGAGCCGAUGGAAGCAGGCGGACUACUCGCUAUGACAUUGACAUGACAAAGUGUAUCUACUGUGGGUUCUGUCAAGAGGCAUGCCCUGUUGAUGCUAUUGUUGAGGGUCCCAAUUUUGAGUUUUCCACAGAGACCCAUGAAGAGCUACUGUACAAUAAGGAGAAGCUCCUCAACAAUGGAGAUAAGUGGGAGGCGGAGAUCGCGGCAAACAUCCAAGCAGAUCAUCUAUACAGAUAGAAGCAGGAAAAUGUACAAAGAUAAUCAUACAGAUAUAUCUAUUGUUAGAAAAAUAUUGUUUAUGCAGUGUAAGAGAAGAGUUCAUUAAAUAUUUUGUUUAUGAUACUCUCUUACACCAAGCAUUUGAUUUGAUUACAUAUUCUGUGUAUUUAAUACAUGGGUUUAUAUCAGUUUUCUCAGCCAUUUGCUAGAGUAUACUUAAGAUUCUUCAGUGAAAUCACCAUGUAAUCAUUACCCCUCCCUAUUCUCUACUAAUCUCUCUUAUUAAGAGCAUCUUAAUACUUUCAUAAGUCACUUGUUCCAUUGAAAAUAUUUUUGAUAGGAUAUGUUUUUGAUAAAAUAGGAAGGUAGUUCACUUUUGAGGAAAAGUUUGAUUACUUAUGCAUUCAAAAAUAUAGGAAUUCAUCCUACAGGUAUUCAGUUUGUGUGUUCUGAAAAAAUGUGACUAAUGUGUACUAUUUAAUUUGUUUUCAAUCAAAUUAAAAUGAUCUGCAGUUGAUGUCCAAACACUUAGGAUUCUUUGGUUAGAAUGGGUUAUUGCUUAUGUGCUUGCAUGGCUGACUUUGAUCAAAAGGAAACUCAUCCAAAUCAACACAUAUUUCUUCUCAGAGCUCUUUUGGAAUGAAAACGUGGAGAUUGAUUUUAUGUUUGUAGCUUUGUGGCUUUAAUAGUGGACAAUUACUAACAUUAUGUAACAUAAGGAAUGCAUGCAAACUAUGCAUGUUUGCUGUGAUUUUAUCUCUUUAUAGUAUAUGGUCAUCUUCUUCCCUUCUUGGGCCAUAUAUCUUCUUUAUAGAUACGAUAGGUUAAUCACAACACCUAUACACCACUGUCCCACAAUGACUUGAAGUAUUCUAUGGUUAACUGUGCCUGUAUAUUGUUACUGGGGUAAAUUGGUUAAAACAUAAGAAAACUUAUAAAUCUUCCCAUAAAUUUCUAUUUACAUUUCCCGAGUUGAAUGUUGCAUGAUUCAAAGUUUCUUAUUGCAGUCCCAUUGGAUUAGACUUGUGCAAAGCAGAGUGAAUACCUGUUGGCUGCAUGGAAAAUGUGUGAUGUAGUAACAAAGAAGUCAAAAUUCAACAGAUUAAACUAUAUUCUAUUCAACAUUCAGUAUUAUAAUGGGAGUGGAAAAUAACUCAUAGGCUUUACUUUACUUCAAGUGUGUUAUCAUUAUAGAUUUUCAUCUUUAAGAUGCGUUCAUGCUGUCAAAUCUCCAUCACUUUGGCAAUUGGAUAUAAAUGUAUCACAUUGAACAAGAAUUGGAAAUGAAGUAGAAGGAACACCCCUGGGAGCAGUCGAUGAGUGAUGGAUUGCUUGGAAGAGACAGAUUUCGACUGUAUAAAUGUGAAUUUAAUUGAAUGAUGCAUGCUAUAGCAGGCAUUAUGCAAUAAUAAAGAUGUGUGAAAUGUUA